This is a messenger RNA of Pygocentrus nattereri (red-bellied piranha), 6260 nucleotides long. It is a transcript of the gene zbtb42, whose product is annotated as zinc finger and BTB domain containing 42. The record is from RefSeq and is a predicted model, not a curated record. Bases 330 to 1964 code for a protein of 544 amino acids. NCBI's taxonomy places the organism in Eukaryota, Metazoa, Chordata, Actinopteri, Characiformes, Serrasalmidae. Gene Ontology annotation, cellular component: nucleus. Gene Ontology annotation, molecular function: DNA-binding transcription factor activity, RNA polymerase II-specific; RNA polymerase II cis-regulatory region sequence-specific DNA binding; protein binding. Gene Ontology annotation, biological process: regulation of transcription by RNA polymerase II. The transcript has 3 exons.
CUAUCAUCACCGCUGUAAAGAAAUGAUAGAUGCUAGCACAGCUGUGGAGGGGCAGCACUGCUAGCUGCUGCCACAGUGCGAGUCGUAGCAGCAGUACAGUCCUGUGGAGCUCGGCGUUAUCGCGAGACUGGACCACUAACAACCUGCUCGACACAAGCGCAGUGCUGCUGCUGCUGCUGCUGCUGCUGCUAUGAGUGCUGCUCGCUCGGCGGGGUCGAACCGAGCUGAAGAAACAGAAACGAGACGCCAACAUCUGGACACACACCAUGAAAUGACGACGGGACGUCCGAUGAGACACCGAGAGCCGCUAUUCCUGUUAUGAGAGAAGAAUGGAGUUCCCAGACCAUAGCCGCCAGUUGCUGCAGUGUCUGAGUCAGCAGCGUCACCAAGGUUUCCUCUGUGACUGCACUGUUCUUGUCGGCGAGGCGCGAUUCAAAGCGCACAGAGCCGUGCUGGCCUCUUGCAGCAUGUACUUCCACCUCUUCUACAGGGACCAGCUAGACAAAAGGGACGUUGUGCAUCUGAACAGUGACAUUGUGACAGCCCCGGCUUUCGGCCUGCUCCUUGAAUUUAUGUAUGAGGGGAAGCUGGAAUUCAGCACCCUGCCUGUGGAGGACGUGCUGGCCGCUGCCAGCUACCUCCACAUGUACGACAUCGUUAAGGUGUGCAAAGGCCGGCUCAAAGACAAGGAGCUGUGCUCCCUGGAUGAGAAGCUUGUUGGCGGAAUGGGCCUGAGCUGCCUGGACAGAGAGAGCUCGUCUGACGGGGAACUGCAGCCCAGCAAAGUGCAGCAGAUCCCCCAGAGGGCCCCCCCAGCAGAUGACAUGGACACCAGCGACGGCGGCCUGGCUGUCACAGAUUGUGAUGGGCCUGCGUUGGCAAGGCAGAAGGCAAACGGUCACCCCGCCGGGUCCCCGGACCUUGUAGGUGUCAAUUAUGUGUCAGCCCAGGCCGAGCCCCGCAUCCAAACAGCUGGAAAAACAAAAGCUGGUGUCAGCGGUCCGGCCGGCACGCCGUCCCAGAGGUCCCGGGCGGCGGACGACACGGACUGCGCUCUGGACUUGUCUUUCAAGCCGGCGUCGGGCCGAGACGGCACGGGACAGCUGGCCCUCGACAGCCAGCAGCAGGGCACGGAGCCGCUUGUUCGCAACGAACACGACGCGCUGUCAGAGCGAGAGGACAGAGCAGGAGGCCCCGAGAGCCGGCGCUUUGGGAAUUUAGUGACAGGGUUCACCGCCCUCUUCCCUGGCAACGGCGGCCCAGCCUUGGAGGAGCACCUGAUGAUGCAGGAGGAGGAGGAGGAGGAGAUGGGGGAGGAGGAGGAACAGGAAGAGAGGAUGGGAGGUGGAAGGGUGGGGGCUUUGGUGGUUGGUGUUGGGGUGGGAGUUGGUGUGGGAGGGUGUGUCCGUAGCCACGGCCGAGAGGAGAGCGAGGAGAGUCGAGGAGAGCCCAGACGAGGAGGAGGGAGGCUUCUGGGCGACAGCGAGGAUGAUGACGAAGAUGAGCUGGCCUCUUCUGACAUCUCCACGUCCAGUGGGGCACUCCUUCCAGUCGGCGGCCCACCAGUUUGCGUUUGCCCAUUGUGCAGUAAGGCCUUCCCCAGCCCACACACGCUGCAACUGCACCUCAGCUCACACUUCCGUGACAGGGACUCUCACUCGCGCUCCAAGCUGUCGCCCGACGGCUCGGCGCCCACCUGUUCUCAGUGUGGAAAGACCUUUUCCUGUAUGUAUACGCUAAAGAGGCACGAGCGCACACACACAGGCGAGAAGCCCUACACAUGUGGCCAGUGUGGAAAGAGCUUCCAGUACUCACACAACCUGAGCCGGCAUGCCGUAGUGCAUACGCGCGAGAAACCGCACGCCUGCAAGUGGUGCGAGCGCCGCUUCACACAGUCCGGCGACCUCUAUCGCCACAUCCGCAAGUUCCACUGCGCCCUCGUAAAGACGCUUGCUAUCGGAUAAGAGCCGCUGUGCCUCUCUGUGCUGCCUUUGUACUCCCAUUACCAAGUAGAGCUGCAUAUGAAGUAUUUAAAAUCAAAUCAGAUUUACACAAAUUUCCCAUUACCCCAAAUGUCAACGUAUCAGUCAAUGUAUUUGGCAUAGGUGACAAGUAACAGAAUGCCAAAAACAUAACUUGCCUCAACCCUCAUCAUAUACUUGUAUAAGUAGUCUAUGGUAAUCUUAACUAGACCUUGAGUCAUCUUGAAGCCUUUGGCUGCAAUUAUGCCCCUUUUAUAGAUAAUAUAAUGUUAUACAGUGUCAAAAACACAGAGAAGUCUGUUUGAGAACUUGACAUGAUUUAAUGCAAGUGUAUGAUGAUUUUAGGCAGUUUGCAUGAUGCUACUUGUUGUACAUAUGUUUCCAUGAUUUCUUAGCUUGUUAGGUUCAGUGCAGAACUAAAUAAGAUUAAUGUCUGGCACCAGUUAUCUUAGCUUGAUCGAUUACGUUUGGGGUAAUAGGAGACUGUAAAUGAAAUUUUCUUUCAGAUCUAUCACUUUAAGCCUAGAGGGGCAUCUUUUUCUAAAGCCCAAGCCACAGUGGAAUUUUGUGAAUAUGCACAUGACUGGGCACAGAUGUGUUAUUGUCUGUAAUAAUAUCCAGUAUUUUGCUGUGUCUUGACGCAGAGCUAAGCAUUGUGUGAAGCACUAGGGUCACCUAAUGGUCCGUCUACUCAUUGAAGAUUGUGAAGUGAAGGCAUUUGAUGCACUUGGUCAGUCAUUGGCAGCAGUCUUCUAAAGUCAAUGUUAAAUACCUGAGUUUUGUAAUAUAGGCUAUGGCCUCAACAAUAGUUUUGAAAUGAUUGCUUCUUACUGAAGGAUUUAAAUGAGAACUUUUAGCUGGUAUCCAACAUACUUCAGUUACAAAAAGAUUAACAGAGAACACAAGUUUGUAAUUUAGCCUUUUUAAAAUCCCAUAAUUUUCUCUCUAAUCAGUGCCCUGUUUGUAGAAGAGAGGUUGGUAAUUAUUUGGUCAUGUUUUUUUCUUCUUCAGCUCUUGAGAAUCAGGGUCAUAUGUCCUCUGGUCAUCAAAGUCUGUCAUCAAAAGAAAACAGCAUGUGUAGGAACAAAAGAAAUGCACAGAUAAUCUGUAUCAUGAACACUUAAAGCUAAUAUCCACUAGUUCUGUAAUAACUAAUGCAGAAAUUGUUUCUUUUUUUGGGUAACUUGGAUGACACUGUGGUUUUGGUGGCCCUACAAUGUACUUGUACUUUGAAAUACUAAUUUAAUGGCUAUUGGUAAGACCCCUUAAACAGACAGAGCAGGGACAGGCUUGGGAAUGGAAGUAUCCUCAUUGGGUGGGAUACUACAGAUCUCAACUCCCAGUGGGCCUUUAUUAGGAACAUGCAUUUUUUUCUAGUUAGUUUUUUUUCUAGACACUAACGUUCCAGCAUGCAUUUUGGUUAAACGGCAGAAUGUUGGAGCAGUUUGACUAAUUUUUUUUUGCCCUCACCUUUAGUUUUUCUUCAGUUCUUAAUGUUUUCAGUUGCUUGUUUUGGUUUAAGCUCACGUGACACGUGUGGUUGUUUAGUUGUGAUGGCAAGUAGCACUAAAAGUCCAUGUACUACUAUAUUUUUCAUUUUUCCUGAGAAAACUUGAUUAGAAUUAUUUAUUAGUUCUGUUGGUUCAGGGUUUACUAGUCUUGACAUCUGAAGUAUAGAUAACUCUAUUGGGUCCUAAUAUCUUGUUUAACGGUACUUUUUCAGUUUUACUGGGACAAUUGAUUGUAAAAUCAGUUGCUGUAUAUCGGUUUAUCGUUUCAUUGUAUCUUGUGUAGAUAAGCCAUCUUAAUCACAGUUUGUCAAGAUUUGACUUCAGAAAUGCUAAGAAGCACUUGCUCUGUGCAUACAUAGACUGUAGAUACGACACUGAUAUGCUGUAGGCUGCUAUUUCUAACUGUAUAUUUAUUGUAAAUAUGUAUUUUAUUUAUCUGUUUGUUUUUUUUUCUUUCUCUUUGUUUGAGUCAAGAAUGUCUAAAAUCUCUUGUAAAAGCUGCAGUUCUCCAUGUCAACUUUCAGAGUUGAAGUCUUCCCUGGGUUUAACUGAGAUCGGUCAGUUUUAAAGCCAGCUCUGCUCCAGAACAGCACAAAAGAGCAUCGUAACAGCUCUCGCCUCUGAGCACAAGACGUAGCAGACCCUAAGCACAACCUCAUCAACUGCUGAACGCCUGCGCAAGUCCUCCAUUAAAAAGUUUCCUUACUCCCAGGUAUUCCUCAAAGGAAGCUAAGCAUCAUAUCCCACCCUAAGCUACUAAGGGGUUCGAAACCCCUUACAUUUCUCUCACCAUUCACAUAAUGUGCGAUACGUUUCCUGCAAAACGUACAAAAUGAAGAGGAAAUUCGGAGACUGCUAAGAGAAGCAUAGAGUUUGUGUCAAAGGACAGAUGCUUAUGGUUUAUUACUCCACUCUCAGUGACUGGACUACUCUCUCAAACCAUUUCAUGUUUGUUGCACAUUUGUUGGACAACUGUCAGAAAAGGAAGCAUAUUUGAAUUUAUUUAAAUUAUUCAAGCUCUGUAUGUUUAAGAAUCUUUUGUAAAAUGCUCAAUGGAACACUGGAACUUGUAGGUUGCACCAACAGAUAUUUGCCAUUAUGCGAACAAUGCUUCUUUCUGAAUUUAAUAAUUCCAGAAUGUUAGAAUUUUGUUUUCUCCAAGUAGGAUUGGAAUGUAGCUAUUUUUAUUUCCCUUAAGCCUGGAUGCUCUUUUGAUGCAGCUAUUACUAAAAGAUUGUAGGUGCUCUCUUUAAAAUGUACAUUUAACUGUUGAUGGGGAGACUCCGAAUACACUGGAGAUUCAUUAGUUGCUGAAGUCGUAUGUAUUUACUGGAUUGCUCUACACAGUAUGUGCCUUGUUGACACAACAAUUAAUCCAACAACAAAUUAAAUAUUGGGCAUUAUUACAGGCCUAGAAAAAUGGUCAUUUUACACAAGUUCUGUUUUAGGUGUCUUUAACGACAAAAAGGUACAGCUGGUAACAUUGGCAGCAGUUAGUUUUUCUGUUGAAUUACUUAAAGGCACAUCAAAUAUGUUUUUCCAUGAUUUUUUUUUAUUGUACAUCGUUGCUGUUGUGACAAAACCUUGUGUCUCCAAAAUAGAAUCACUGUAAAAAAAAAAAAAGGUUGCAGUACUUAACUCGCAGCAGAAUUGCCAGCAAAAUCCUGCAUAUUCAUGGUAAAUUAAUUACAGUAUUUUACUGUACAUUACAUUUACAACUAUUUACCAUAAAAAUACAGUGCUUUACUGUCAAUCCUGCCCAGUCUUUUACAGUAGGUUUCUGUAAAAUAACAAACCAUUACUUUAAUGUAAAAUACUGUAAAUUUGCAGCAGUUUUUUAUAGUGCAAUCAUAAUUUUGAAUGGAAGUUAAUGGAAUCGUAUUCUUGACUAUUUCUAUGGGUCCAUUUUGAAAUUUUCAAAUUCUGUAAAAACUUUAAAACAACAUGGAGAUAGAGGUUUUGUUGUUGACAGCAAUGACAUGGUAGUAGGACUGGGAUGGUACAUGGAGAUGAGAAACGAAGGCUUGUCUGGGCAGUCACUGAACGAACAUUUUCUUUUCUGUAGUGGUCAAAACAACAGUUGAGGCCAGGUUUUGAUGCGAUGUAACCAACAGUGAAGCAGAAACAUUUGUCAAUCCCGUGCGACCAGCAGAAAGCCAGUAAAUGUCGAGAAGUACAACGACACUAAUCCUUUAUUAUGAGCAUGCUUCCAUAACAUACUCAAAAAAAAUCAAGCCAUGGCUUGAAGGAACGAGUGUGGGUGUUUUUUUCUUUCCUCAGUACAACUCAGCAAAACUGUCAAAACACAUGUAAACUUUAAUACUGGAAUAUUGUCUUCUAAGGUUCAGACUGUGAAAUUGUAUAAUCAUAAGAAAUAUUUAUUGAUUUCUUUCUUGUGCAAAGAUUUUACUGUAUCUCCGAAUUUGACUUGAGUAAUGAAAGAUGCUACUAAAUGGAGAACGUUUUUAAUAGACUUUGUAGAAGUGCCAUUAGAUUUAAUAUAAUUUUUUGAUAAGAAACAUAUAUUUUAUAGGAAAGAAAUGCUUCAAUAUUAGUGCUUUAGUGAAUGUAGGUGACAAUCUGUUUGAUUUGAAACACUGGUUGGAUUUGUUUUGGGGGCAGUUUUAUUUUCUUGAUCUGGAACUUGUGUGGUUUUUAUUUGCCGCUUUUGACGUGUACUCGUGUGUGUGCUGUGAAAAAGUGACAAUCUUGAGCUAGAAUUUUAUUUCGAUUAUGUAUAGAUUAAAUAGAACAUUUUAUGUGAAAA